AUGUCUCUAUUCAGAACCUUACAAAGCCGGCCUCGAAUCAUCACCUUGUUCACGCACGAUGUGGCAAGCAAGCCUAGCACACUAAUAAUGCAGCAAUUGCGUGCAGGAUCAUCGGAUAAAUACGAAAUCGAGGUUCACACGAAAUUCCCAACUUUGGACCAGCUCAAAUACAUGAACGGUAUUAAUAGCGCUGCUCUACAGGCUCAGGUGCCAAAUCUGAGCACUCUACUGCUUAAAGAUACCACUUACGAAACGUUCAAUAAGGAUCUCAAAAAAUGCGUAUCACUCAAAUCGUGGAAUUCGUCGUCCUCGCUGUGGGUAGAUUGGGAAAAACAGAAACUGGGUAAUGAUGCAAGUAGUAUCAAAUCAGCGCUUGAAAGUGUCUAA
Lachancea lanzarotensis is the source of this 387-nucleotide messenger RNA. RefSeq names its product LALA0S15e01816g1_1 (gene FMP46). The record is from RefSeq and is a predicted model, not a curated record. The transcript has a single exon. Gene Ontology annotation, molecular function: oxidoreductase activity. The coding region runs from base 1 to 387 and encodes 128 amino acids. Gene Ontology annotation, cellular component: mitochondrion. NCBI's taxonomy places the organism in Eukaryota, Fungi, Ascomycota, Saccharomycetes, Saccharomycetales, Saccharomycetaceae.